This is a messenger RNA of Manis pentadactyla (Chinese pangolin), 2141 nucleotides long. RefSeq names its product cyclin dependent kinase inhibitor 1A (gene CDKN1A). Lineage: Eukaryota; Metazoa; Chordata; Mammalia; Pholidota; Manidae. The coding region runs from base 144 to 638 and encodes 164 amino acids. The record is from RefSeq and is a predicted model, not a curated record. The transcript has 3 exons. Gene Ontology annotation, cellular component: nucleus. Gene Ontology annotation, biological process: regulation of mitotic cell cycle; signal transduction by p53 class mediator. Gene Ontology annotation, molecular function: cyclin-dependent protein serine/threonine kinase inhibitor activity.
GAAGCCGUUCCUUUAUAAGGCAGCGCCGGGCGCCACCAGCUGAGGUGUGAGCAGCUGCCUGAGUCAGUGACUUGGAGACCCGGAGCCGGGCGCGGAUUCACCGAGACACCGAGACAAAGACCCUCAGAGGAGCUGCAGGCACCAUGUCGGAGCCAUUCAGGGACGCCCAUCAGAUCCUGCGCAGCAGCAAGGCCUGCCGCCGCCUCUUCGGCCCAGUGGACAGUGAGCAGCUUCGCCGCGACUGUGAUGCACUAAUGGCAGGCUGCGUGCAGGAGGCCCGUGAGCGAUGGAAUUUCGACUUUGUCACCGAGACACCUCUGGAGGGCGACUUCGCCUGGGAGCGUGUGUGGGGCCUCGGCAUACCCAAGCUCUACCUGCCUGAGGGGCUACGGGGGUGCCGGGACGACCUGGGAGGGGGCAAGCGGCCUAGCCCCUCAUCUGCCCUGCUCCAGGGGACAGCUCAGGAGGACCACGUGGACCUGUCACUGUCCUGCACCUUCCUGCCUCACUCACCUGAGCGGCCUGAGGGGUCCCCAGGCGGGCCUGGCACUUCUCAGGGCCGAAAAAGACGGCAGACCAGCAUGACAGAUUUCUAUCACUCCAAACGCCGGCUGAUCUUCUCUAAGAGGAAGCCCUAACCUGCCCACUGGAAGCUUCAAGCCCCUGGAAACAUGGGGGCUCCUACAGGCCCCGUCUGUAUCUUUUGCCUUAGUCCUUCAGUUUGUAUGUCUUAAUUAUUACUUGUGUUUUAAUUUAAACUCCUCCCCGUGUACAUACCCUGCUUGCCGCCACCCUCCCUCCCACCCCCAGCCUCUGGCAUUAGAAUUAUUUAAAAAACAUUAGCUGAAUGAUAGGCUUAUUAGACUGCUAGGUAUUUUUAUUACACAAACUAUAUUAUUUAAGACCUCCUCAUCCCCUGCCCUCCAUCCCUACCCCUGUCCCCUGGGUAAGGUGGGGCUGCCGUGACAUUACCCACUGGGUAGCGCUCUCUAGAGGGGCCUGGCUCCCUCUUCUCACUGUUUCAAGGGCGUAUGAAAUUCCGUCCCUUUCCUGGCUUCUCUGACCUGAAUUCUUUAUCAUUUGAGAAGUAAACCGAUGGCACUUUGAAGGGGGCCCAGCAGAGUAGGGGCAUCAUCAAAACUCUGGAGUCCCCUCACCUCCUCUAAGGUUGGGCAGGGUGAUCUUGAAGCGGGCACAGCCUAGAACAGGGCUGGGGACUUGGCACCCUCCUGGCCCUUGAUAGCCCACUCUGUCCCAUGAAGGCAUAGGGAAGGUAGGGUCCCGUAGCAAGCCACCCCACCUCCCCACCCCAACUGCCUCAGGGGUGCCAGCCUCAGCAUUUGGCCACCACCCUGUUGGCUUCCUCUGCACUUUUUGAGGAGCCCCAGAUGCCCCUCUUUGUGCUGGGCUCUGAAGUCCCUCUCUGCUCCCCUUCCCUCCCCCAGUGUCCUGUCCCUCUCCCCCCUGGGUGGCAGCUCUGGAGCUCUGGGGUGCUUGUCCCCCCAGCUCAGUGGACUGGAAGGGGAAGGGGUAUGCUAGAAGUAGGGUUCCCCAGUUCUACCUCAGGCAGCUCAAGCAGCCACACCUCCUCUUACCUCUUGGGGUAGGGGUCCUGGGUGGUCGGACAGGCCUCUUGGAGUGGGGAUCUCUCUCUGUUAGGCGUGGAGGGGGGGAGCAGAUUCUCCUAGGAGGGAGAGCAUGACACCUGCCCCUGGAACUCAGCCAAGAACUAUCUCCAUCUGCCCCACCCUUCCCCCAUUUCAUUGCACUUUGAAAAGCAGCUGAACAAGGAGACAGGUGUUUAAAGAUGGCAGGAGCAGAGGCGGUGGACAGGGCACACCACAGUGGGCUAAUACAGUCCUGGGAGUUGUGAGUUGUCUUUCUUGGCACUGAACAUUGAGCCCUUGCAGGCACCAAAGCAUUUAGUGGGUCCAACCCUAAACCUUCCAGCUCCUAUAACACCCUUGCCUGGACUGUUUCCUCUGACCUCCCCAUGUGUUAUGGUUCUCCUGUCUCCACCCAGACUGUAAACCUCUAAAGGGCAGGGACCAAGUCCUGCACUGCUCUGUGUCCUUCACAGCCCCUCCCACAGUGCUGGGUAUACAGCAGGUGCUCAAUAAAUAUUUGUUGGUGACAUAUUA